AUGAAAACCUAUCGUUUUAUUGAACUAUAUGGGCUCACUUUAUAUGGUGCUAGAACUUGGGCAGAAGAGAAACGAGAACAAUUAGCGUACCGAUUAAAUUGGUUAAGCGUUGAACUUGUUAAAAAAUCAUUACAACAAGAAGGUUAUGUACUUCUUUCUGGUAUAUUUGAAUGGCCUAUCAUGAUAAAAUGGACACAGAAUCCCAAAUAUUAUCUUGAUACUGAAGAAAAUCGCAUUUUUAGGUAUUUUGUUAGAAAGGACAUGUUGGGACCACGUGACAUAGAAUCCAUAAAAACCCAUAGUCGGCUAACUAGUGACUGGUGGUAUAAACCUAAAGUAUGGUUAGAAGAUUCUCAAAACAAAAAAUGGGCAUAUAGACGGUGCUAA
Ambispora gerdemannii is the source of this 387-nucleotide messenger RNA. The record is from the annotation of a GenBank genome assembly. Lineage: Eukaryota; Fungi; Glomeromycota; Glomeromycetes; Archaeosporales; Ambisporaceae.